Molecule: messenger RNA, 2923 nt
Organism: Vitrella brassicaformis
Lineage: Eukaryota; Vitrellaceae
Source: the annotation of a GenBank genome assembly
GUAGACCUACGCUGUGCAGUCAUGGUGUCUGGCACCAAAUCGUGGUUGCAAUUUAUAAAUCGAUGCUCUCUGCAGAGAACGCAUACAACACAAUACUCACUCACGAACGAGACCGUGCGAGCCCACAAAAACACAAGCGCACACAUGCAUGGUACCACCACCAAGGCAAGGCAGGCAAGGCAAGCACGGCACGGCACGGCAACAGCAGAAUAAUCCGCAAUAUGACCUAGGUGACACUCUUAUUUGUCCACGACCGACGUGUGGUGGAUGGGAUAGGAUGCCGUGUGCGCGUCACAUGGAUCAUAGCUCAUAUUACCUAGCCUCUCUCGCUCAUCCCCUUCUCCCAUUCUCUCGCCGAAUUCGUCGGCCCUCUCUAUGUCCGCUGUUCGGUCGGCAUAGCAGCUAACCAUGGCAAAGACGAAAAAACUGCUCUCCUCGCCUCUCUGGCUGUUGGACUUGUCGGCCGCAAGCUCAUCGCUGAAUGAAGGAAAGCGGGGCUGCGAUGACGAGGCCCCCUCGGCUGUCUCUUGCAAGCUCCUAUUUAGCAGUCUGUCUCCCCUCCCCGGCAAACAAAAGGCACCCUUCCCACCCCACCCCACGCCCCACCCCUCCCUCCCAACAAAAAAGGGAAAAAAGGACACACCGACGUCGCAAACACCUCGGCCACACACACACGUCAACCAGCUAGUUCAGCACGACGCAGGGAACCACCAUAGCUGCUCGGCAGAGAGACUAGCUGUCUCAUUAUGAGCGCCUCUCGCUGACUGGCGCGCCCGUCCUCGCCGCAUGCCGCAUGCGCGGCUCGCUCACCACACGGGAUAUCUCCUCCUCCACAGCAGUGUCUAGCUCACCCCUCUCGCCCUUGCCCUCCCCGCUUCCUCCUUGCGUCAUGGCAAAAUCGGUCACGUCUACGCCCGCCAGCCGUGCCAGGGCGUGUAUCUCCAUCAUGAAGAAGUGCGUCCAUCGGUCAGGGUCGGGCAGCACCGCCUGGUCCGCCACGAUGUUGACGCGGAGGCCGCCGGCCAUCGACACCAUGGCGAUGGCGAUGCCGCAGCCGCCACGCACCGGCGCGAAGCAUAGGCAGCUGCUGCCCUUGCGGCCGGCCAGGGACCCCAGGUUGGAGGGGCCCGGCACGUUGGUGAACAUCACGGCGGACUUGCUGGCCAACAUGUCACCCAAAUACUGCAACAGGAUAGCAAGUGUUUGGGUGGCCGGCCGCAAUGUGCGACAUGGCCGCCUGUGUUUGUGUGGUGGUUGGUGGCAGUGUUAUGCUACGUACGUGUGACAGAGUCGGCGGGACGAUGUCGGCGAGCACCUUGAGGCUCUGAGCCAUCACCAGCAUGUCCUUCUGACUCUUCAGACGCUGAACGGCCGUGUGCACCGACUGCAUGCAACACCCACACCCACAAACAAUUCACACAGCCAUCCGCCCGCCCUCUCGGUGCAGUGCCUGUGUGGCAUGACUUACCCUGAGCCUCUGAACUAGCGUAUCGUUAGGCGAUGCGGGCACCCUCACAGGCACUGGCACCAACUCGUUGCCCAACUCCUGCACCUCAUCGGUCCGCAAACUCACCGGCACGAACACGGGCAGUGUCAUGGAGUGGUCCACUAUCGGGCUGCCGUCCUGCGAGUGCGACACGGCAUACCGCCGGUACGCCCCCACCAGCGCGCACGUCAGGACGUCGUUGAGCGUCACGCGCGUGCCGACAAGUGCCGUGAGCUUGGACCGCAGGGGGCGGAAUGCGUCGAGAGGCAGCUCGAGUGGCGUGCCGACCACCUUCUUGCCCGUCACCUGCUCCAUGGGCCGUCUCGGGUCCUGCCAGCUGCGCGGCGCCCUCUCCAUAAGCACGCCCAGGGCGAUGCCCGGCGCUCGGAAGAAGCCCACAAAGGUCGAUAGGCUCAGCUGGGAUCUGGUGAAGGCCGGCUUGAGGGCCGCUCCGUGGUAGGCAGCCUCAGGGUCGUCCCGCCGGCUGUCGAGUAGGUUUUCCAUGAUGCGGUAAAUGAUGCCGAGCCCGUCAGACAUGCAGUGCUGGAGCCGCAAGAUGACGUGCGAGCGCGGUUUUCCCUCUGGUCCGUCCCCGGCCUUGUCUUGUGCCAAGAGGAGGCACCAGAGGGGCUUGUCGCGCGCCAUGGGCUGGCUGCACAUGCGGGACACCAUGCCGUCGAAGGAGUGCUCCCGCGAGUCGUACUCCAGCUCCUGGAUGUGCUGCGAGAUGUCGAAGUGAGGGUCCGGCACCCACCGCAGCCGCCCGCACGCCCUCCUCGGGAUGGCCGUGAGCCGCGGCUCCACAGACAGCAACCGGUCGGCCAUGCACUGCCGAACGGUCUCCACGUCGAUGGGCUCACAUGUGUAGACGACCGUUAUCACACUGAACCAUCACACAUCAAAGCCAGAAGGGACGUGGCACACACCGCCCUUCCUUCUGUGUGUCAGUCGGUGUCGUACCCGUGGUUGGCUUCGGUCUCCUGCAGAAAGAUGAUAUCGAGCGGCUGCAGUGGUGGAGGUGUCUUGUCCAUCCCCCACACGCACCACGCCACCACCUCGCACACGGCACGAUACAGCCAUGUCAACAGCGCGUAGGGGAUCAGCACGGGAUAGAUGAAGAAAAGCGCCAAGAGGAAGGCAAACGCGUCAAACAGUGAGGACAGCACCAACGCGAUCGUCGGCCGGGUGGAUGUUGUCGAUGCGACAGGAGCAGGAGGGCUUGUGAGGAUGCCGUCUUGAUGGAGGGUCUUGGCACGUAUCCAGUCCUUGCCUGAGAUGGCAGGCCGAGGGGGACCAGGGGCUGGUUGCGCAGAUCUGGAUGGCGCAGCACAAGGCGCAGCAGCAGUCUCGGGCGGAACGGAUUGGCCGCGGUCCGGAGAGUCCUCCCGCUUGCUGUCAGAAAGGCGCCGCCAUCCGAGAUCCGCCAUACUGUUCCAC